Molecule: messenger RNA, 1981 nt
Organism: Melanaphis sacchari
Lineage: Eukaryota; Metazoa; Arthropoda; Insecta; Hemiptera; Aphididae
Product: zinc finger protein 177-like
Exons: 6
Coding region: 444-1568 (374 amino acids)
Biological process (GO): regulation of transcription by RNA polymerase II
Cellular component (GO): nucleus
Molecular function (GO): protein binding
Source: RefSeq, a predicted model, not a curated record
GAUAAUUGUCCUAGGAUAGUAUAAUAUUAAUAUCACUAUUCACUAUGCAACGGCGGUAUAAAUACGCACUAGUGGACCGGUCCCCCCGAAACUGGUUUCGAUUUUAUUUUUUUACCACAUCGUACGUCAGUGGCGACGGGGAACCCAGACCGUAAUCAUAAUAAUAAUAACAUAAUCGCACUUAUUAUGUAUAUAUGGUGGUUUUUUAGAUGUCCACAGGUUACUAUAAUAACAAUAAUAUAAUGUUAAGUCGCGUGACAAGGACGUUCGGAUUUAGCUGUUACACAACAUCGCUGUUGUCGUCGUAAAAAUCAGCGUGCAAAUCUACUGUCCGAGCGAGCUCCGACUUAUAAGAAUCAUCAUCAAUCCAGCAUCGCGCGUACCUAACAAAUGUGUCCUAUGGUAAUAUCAUUGCCGUCUCUCUUGCAUUUGUUUAUUGCCGAAUGACUAAUGAUAUGGAGGUCGGCAAUAAAUCAUUUCAUCUCCGAUGGAAUAAUCACUUGGAAAAUUUACGCGCAUUAUUUGAAUGUUUGUUUAACGAACAAAUUCUUGUUGAUGUAACGAUUGCUUGUCAAGAUGGUCUAUUGAGGGCGCAUAAGUUAAUCUUGUCCGCAUGCAGUCCAUACUUCGAGACAAUCUUUCAAGAGAAUCCGUGUAAACAUCCUACGGUGAUAAUGAGAGGUGUCACUUUAAAUGAGAUGCAAAGCCUGUGUCAGUACAUGUACGUUGGUUCUGUUGAAGUACAAGAAAACAAUUUGAGUUCUCUUUUAAAAGUCGCUAGAGAAUUACAAAUUAAAGGUUUAUCAGAGAAAACUGUGUCCAAUGAUCAAUCGAAACACAAGCCAACAUUCAAUUAUACACCAAUUAAAUCAUCUGAAACUUCCGACCCAGAUGCCAGUAAUAAGUUUGAAAUGACAAAUGGUAGUUCCAGCUCAAUUGAAACCGAUUCCAGGACAUUCCAAGUACCGUGUGAGGAUGAUUCGUCAGAUAAUAAUACGUCUUUCGAGCACUCAGCUAUGUUAAGCCCUCAAGUUAUGAUGGACGAGCAUACAGAUGAAAACAAACCCACAAUAUUGUCGCAACCCAAAUAUCAACCGACCCAUGUAGAUUUUCAAGCCUUUUUAGAGGCUCAAAACAAAGUUAACCUAACCGGAUCUGUCGAAUGUCCAACGUGUCAACGGACGUUUCUGAAUAAACAAAACCUCAGACGUCACAUGCAAACCCAUUCCGGAUUAAAACCACAUCAAUGUUCUUUCUGCAAUCUGUCGUUUUUGAGACUAUCACAUUUACAACGUCACCACAGAACGCAUACUGGAGAACGACCAUUCAUGUGCACAGAGUGUCCAAAGAGUUUCUCAAGGUCAGACAAGUUAAGAUAUCACAUCAUGCAGCAGCAUGCCAGCAUGGCUCACCUUCCUGGACCCAAGCAGAGAGGUAGACCAAAAAAGUUUGAUUCGCCGCCCAGUAACGUAGAUGUGACAAUGGUGGCAAACAUUCAAAAUUUUGAAGAACAAUGUGUUCCGGCACCUGUGCAAGAGUUACAAGAGCCAUUAAACUUGGCUCAUUAGAUCUCUAAACACCUUUGAAAUGUUUUUUUCUUUUUUUGUAAAUUUUUUUGUUCAAAAGAUUGUGUUCUUAACUUAUAAUGUAUUAUUAGAGUGUUUGGUUUAAUUCUCAUGUAAAUAAUUAAUGAUUUAAGUCAUAGAUUGUAUAAACUAAGGUUAGAUGACACUAUUUAGAUAGUGUAUCAAUUAACAAGUAUAAUUUAUUAAUUUUAAAAAUUGUGUACUCGUAUAUUUGAAUUAUAAAAUAUAAUGCCAUUAUGAAAAAAAAAAAAUUAUAAUAUAUAUCAUACAGUAUUAAUUACCAGCUUAGAUAGGUGGAUCCAAGGGUUUAAGGUCAUAUUACACAUACAUACACAUUUCCACAAUUUUAUUAUUUAAAGAAAUAUGUUGGUAAUCUAAUAAUUUGAUUACCUAAA